CGUUUCGCUGGGACUACCCGGUUGUGUCCGGGUAAGAUGGCGUUGGAAGAGCAGUGCUCGGCACCACCUCGAUGGCGGUCCAUAUCUUUGACACACGUAGAGUUCCCCGAGGAUGAUCUGACGGGACACUUGCUGGCCUACAUCAGUCUCAUACCCAUAGCAAUUCUUGUGGGCUUUGUUACACUCAUAGUGUUUAAACGGGAACUGCACACGAUUUCCUUCUUUGGUGGGCUCCUCCUGAAUGAAGGAGUGAACUGGCUGCUGAAGCACAUUCUCAGAGAACCGCGCCCAUGCGCAGGGGCUCACACAACUGUGCACACAGAGUAUGGGAUGCCCUCCAGUCACUCCCAGCUCAUCUGGUUCUUUGUUGUUUACUUCUUUCUCUUCCUUUAUUUAAGAAUGCAUCAAACGAACAAUGCUCGAUGUGUGGACCUUCUGUGGAGACACAUACUGUCCAUUAUCCUCUUGGGCAUUGCCUUAUCAGUCUCAUAUAGCAGGGUCUACUUGUUGUAUCACACCUGGAGCCAGGUUUUCUAUGGCGGUGUGGCCGGUAGUACGAUUGGCAUAAUCUGGUUCUUUAUCACACAAGAGGUGCUGACACCAAUAUUCCCCAAAAUAGCAGCAUGGCCAAUAUCAGAGUACUUCCUGGUGCGAGACACAAGCCUGAUCCCCAACAUCCUAUGGUUUGAGUAUACAGUGACCAGAUCAGAGGCACGGAACAGACAACGAAAGCUGGGAACAAAAGUUCAGUGAUCUACAAAGUUCAUUUGUGAAACUGAGUUUAGGACCACACACACGCACACAGAUACAUUCCCAUUUACUCACGUAAACAAAUGCUCACUUGACAAAAAAAAAAAAGAAAAUAAAAAAAAAAAACCCAAACAAAAAGGAAAAAAAACACACUGGAGAACCAUCUUUUGGACUGACGUGGUUGCAAGGAGUAAAGGGCAGGGGGGGAAAAAAAACGUUUUACAGGUGGCAAAAGAGUGCCUGGACCUGGCCUGGAGCCUACAGCCUGAGCAAGUCCGUCCACACGCCUCUCCUCCUUGUACAGCUUGCCUAAAAUGCUCUUCAGUGCAUGCAAGACUGUGUAAGAGGCAUACUAUUUAAUGAUAGAUUAAUAUAUAUAUUUUAACUAAACGCACGCUGACAGUAAUGGUAUAUUGCAAGAGACUCAAGGGGCCAUUUACAGGAGGCUUUGGUCAAGUUUUAAAGAAAUUGGUGGGCGCCUUUGCAGCAUGUAUUUAGUGGGUUUUUGUUUGUUUUUUAAAAGAAAUCUUGUGAUGAUACUAUAGUUGGUGGAGAGGGUGAAUUGGUUAUGGCUUUGUUAGGGGGUAUGUUGAAUUAACCAUUUUCAUUGUUAUAUGAUAGAGAAUGAACAAUUUUUAAAAUUGGUUAUGAUGUAAUAUAAAUGAGAAUUUGCACUUUGUUAAAUUGACAAGUUAAAAGAAGACUAACACUAGUUAAAUAUCACGACUUUUCCCUCAUCAGUUUUUGCUUUGUGUCUUUGACUGUUAGUCCUAAUAAUGUAUCAGAUUCCAAAGCUGAUCUGCAAGCUGUAAAUUUAAUGAACUAACAAACAUUGAGGUUAUGGUUUCUGUUCAUAUCUACCUUUUAAGUGUGAGAUGGAGGCACAGCAGCGGGUUUGUAUUAUUUUAAUUUUUGUUGUUGAACACACUUUGAGACUGAGGUGUUUUGUUAAUGCCUCUCGCAUAGUAGCAGCCUGGGAGAAGAAUUCUGGGAUUUUUUUUUUUUUUUUUUUUUAAACCUGCAUUUCCAACACAACAUUCCAUAUCAGUCAGUGAGUAAAUCAGUGCUGAGGGUACCUUUUUUUUUUUUUUAAUUAUUAUUAUUAUAUUUUUUUAAAGACAGGAAAAAAGCCUCAGGUCAGUAGUAGCAUGUGAUUAUGCUUAUUCCUCAAAGCUUACAGCAGCUGAUGUUGAAAGCUGUCAAGUGAGGCUCUGAAGCUGAUUUUAAAAGUGUCAUCAUUAGCUCCACAAAGGGACAUAGAUCUUUAGAUUUUUUUUUUCUUUUUUUCCAUGUGUAACCUAUAUCAGGCCGAAUAAACGUGUUUAUGUACAA
This is a messenger RNA of Archocentrus centrarchus (flier cichlid), 2082 nucleotides long. It is a transcript of the gene dolpp1, whose product is annotated as dolichyldiphosphatase 1. The record is from RefSeq and is a predicted model, not a curated record. The transcript is spliced from 8 exons. NCBI's taxonomy places the organism in Eukaryota, Metazoa, Chordata, Actinopteri, Cichliformes, Cichlidae. Gene Ontology annotation, molecular function: dolichyldiphosphatase activity. Bases 37 to 753 code for a protein of 238 amino acids. Gene Ontology annotation, cellular component: endoplasmic reticulum membrane; intracellular membrane-bounded organelle. Gene Ontology annotation, biological process: lipid biosynthetic process; protein N-linked glycosylation.